This is a messenger RNA of Stegostoma tigrinum, 5603 nucleotides long. It is a transcript of the gene vps35, whose product is annotated as VPS35 retromer complex component. Gene Ontology annotation, biological process: intracellular protein transport; retrograde transport, endosome to Golgi. The transcript is spliced from 17 exons. The record is from RefSeq and is a predicted model, not a curated record. The coding region runs from base 148 to 2538 and encodes 796 amino acids. Gene Ontology annotation, cellular component: retromer complex; late endosome; retromer, cargo-selective complex. NCBI's taxonomy places the organism in Eukaryota, Metazoa, Chordata, Chondrichthyes, Orectolobiformes, Stegostomatidae.
CUUCUCUUUGGUUCGCUGCCAGCGUCAAUCAAUCGAGGUGGUGGAACGGCCUCUUUGGUGGUUAUUCCGGCUUGGUCCUGGAGGCACUGAGGAACGGAGUGUCAGCUGACUCGGGCUUGUGUUGGCUGAAUCGUGCUACGUUAAAUCAUGCCUACAACUCAACAGUCACCUCAGGAUGAGCAGGAAAAGCUUCUUGAUGAAGCAGUUCAGACUGUUAAGGUCCAGUCUUUCCAGAUGAAGCGAUGCUUGGACAAGAAUAAAUUGAUGGAUGCAUUAAAACAUGCUUCAAAUAUGCUUGGUGAAUUACGAACUUCGAUGCUGUCACCAAAGAGUUACUAUGAGCUCUACAUGGCCAUUUCAGACGAAUUGCAUUAUUUGGAAGUUUAUCUGACUGAUGAGUUUGCCAAAGGAAGAAAGGUGGCUGAUCUGUAUGAACUUGUUCAGUAUGCGGGCAAUAUAAUUCCAAGGCUCUACCUGCUCAUCACUGUUGGAGUUGUCUACAUUAAGUCGUUUUCCCAGUCCAGGAAGGAUAUUCUCAAGGAUCUGGUGGAGAUGUGUCGUGGGGUGCAGCAUCCAUUGCGCGGGCUGUUCCUUCGGAACUACCUACUUCAGUGCACUAGAAAUAUUUUGCCAGAUGAAGGAGAGGAGUCAGAGGAAGUUGUAACUGGAGAUAUCAAUGACUCCAUGGACUUCGUGCUGCUGAACUUCGCAGAAAUGAAUAAACUCUGGGUGCGCAUGCAACACCAGGGUCACAGUAGAGACCGUGAAAAACGUGAACGUGAACGUCAGGAGCUACGAAUCCUAGUUGGUACGAACUUAGUCCGGCUUAGUCAGUUGGAAGGAGUAAAUGUGGAGAGGUACAAACAGAUUGUGUUAACUGGAAUAUUGGAGCAAGUUGUAAACUGCAGGGAUGGCUUGGCUCAGGAGUAUCUUAUGGAAUGUAUUAUUCAGGUGUUCCCUGAUGAGUUUCAUCUGCAGACGCUGAAUCCAUUCCUUCGCUCUUGUGCAGAGCUCCAUCAAAGUGUUAAUGUCAAAAACAUAAUCAUUGCAUUAAUUGAUCGGUUGGCUUUAUUUGCACAUCGUGAAGAUGGCCCUGGAAUCCCUGCUGAUAUAAAACUCUUUGAUAUCUUUUCUCAACAAGUAGCUACAGUUAUACAGUCAAGACAAGAUAUGCCAUCUGAAGAUGUGGUAUCUUUGCAAGUAUCUCUUAUCAAUCUGGCCAUGAAAUGCUACCCUGAAAGGGUGGACUAUGUUGAUAAAGUUCUUGAAACAACUGUAGAGAUCUUCAACAAGCUUAAUCUCGAACAUAUCGCAACUAGCAGUGCAGUUUCUAAAGAGUUAACUCGGCUUUUAAAGAUUCCCAUUGACACUUACAACAACAUCCUGACUGUAUUGAAAUUGAAACACUUCCAUCCUUUGUUUGAAUACUUUGACUACGAGUCACGCAAAAAUAUGAGCUGUUAUAUACUAAGCAAUGCGCUUGAGUACAAUACUGAAAUAAUUGGACAAGAGCAGGUUGAUGCAAUACUGAACCUGGUGUCAACAUUGAUUCAGGAUCAACCAGAUCAGCCAGCAGAAGAUCCUGACCCAGAAGAUUUUGCUGAAGAGCAAAGUCUUGUUGGUAGAUUUAUUCAUUUAUUUCAAUCUGAAGAUCCUGACCAACAGUAUCUGAUCUUAAACACUGCCAGAAAACACUUUGGUGCUGGGGGGAAUCAAAGGAUUCGUUUCACUUUGCCACCAUUGGUUUUUUCUGCCUACCAGCUGGCCUUCUGCUACAAAGAAAAUUCAAAAGUGGACGAAAAAUGGGAAAAGAAAUGCCAGAAGAUAUUUUCUUUUGCCCACCAGACUAUCAGUGCCCUAAUUAAAGCAGAACUUGCAGAGUUGCCUCUCCGUCUGUUUCUUCAGGGAGCACUUGCAGCUGGGGAUAUUGGAUUUGAGAACCAUGAAACUGUGGCUUAUGAGUUUAUGUCACAGGCAUUCUCUCUGUAUGAAGAUGAAAUCAGUGAUUCCAAGGCACAGCUAGCAGCCAUUACAUUGAUAAUUGGGACAUUUGAGCGCAUGAAAUGCUUCAGUGAAGAGAACCACGAGCCUUUGAGGACACAAUGUGCACUAGCUGCUUCAAAGUUGCUUAAGAAGCCAGAUCAGUGUCGUGCUGUUAGCAUCUGUGCUCAUUUAUUUUGGUCUGGGCGGAAUACUGAUAAGAAUGGAGAGGAGAUUCAUGACGGCAAGAGAGUGAUGGAAUGCCUUAAAAAGGCUUUGAAAAUAGCCAACCAGUGCAUGGAUCCGUCACUACAAGUACAGCUCUUCACUGAAAUUCUUAAUCGAUACAUAUACUUUUAUGAAAAAGAAAAUGAGGCGGUGACUAUUCAAGUUUUAAAUCAGCUUAUUCAAAAAAUAAGGGAAGAUCUCCCAAACUUGGAAUCCAGUGAAGAAACUGAGCAAAUUAACAAACAUUUUCACAACACACUGGAGCAUCUGCGUCUGAGGAGAGAAUCACCUGAAGCUGAUGGACCAAUUUAUGAAGGUCUUGUCUUGUAGCUCAGCACCACACAAGUUAUAAAGAUUCCAGAAAACAAAAUCCCUAUUACAUCUCCUUUUCUGUAGUGGAUGGUUAUAGAAUGUGCCUUUUAGACAUGCCAAGACAAUAGGAAUGCCAUUGAAAUGUAUUAUAAAUAAAAUAUCCUAUCUAUUGACCAGUACUACUUUCAAGGAAGACUUUCCUUUGAUUUAAGCCAGUGAUAUUAAAAAACUUAAUGUCAUUUAAGAGAGAUUGUUUGUCUUAUCUUCCACAGUAUGACUUGUAUUUACCUUAAUGUACACAGUUCGAUUUGAGCAGAAAGUGAUCACACUAAUCUGUUUUAUAAACUAAAUUGUCUUUCAGUCUUAUGUAAAAUCCCUAUAUCUGAUUUGAAAAUUAGCUGUUUCAGCAAACCUCUAGCAAUUCACCACAUUUUGUUCGAGCCAAUUAAUUUGAAAGCCAGUAUUUUAUUUCAGCUGCGUAUUUGCUCAUGAAAUCUUUUCUGUUGAAGAUGGAAGUUACAAAAUAUCCUGUUGGAUAGAACAGUAAUUGUUUCAAGGAAGUGAGUAUGCAGAUUAGAUCAUAUAGGAGUAGGCUAACAGGUCCAAUUACCUCAUAUGCUAUAACCAUCUGAUUUUAUAAUUGACAAAUUUCAGUUAAUUAUAAAGCUAGAAAUUACAUGGGCACAGUUAACACGCAAAGGUUACUAUUUAAAUUUGUAUUUAGUACGUUAGAAGCAAACUUUCUAUGUUGUUAAUUGGACUCAAUCGUUCAUAAUAUUUAAAUUCUCUUGGGAAUCCAGAAAUCGCUGACUGUACCACACUAAGCUAAAAUGAUAAAAAUUAACCCUCAUUGGAUAUGCUGUUAAAAGAUUUGUAACAUUUUACCUACUUUACAAAAUGUAUUGUAAUAUGUGAAACAAAUUAGCCAAUCGAGAUUAGUGUACUGUAGCUCAGGACAAAGUUCUGAAACUGGCAUUAAAUUAACUUGAUCUUUUUACUUGCAAAAUUAGCUAAAGUUUGCCUCAUUCUGUUAAUUAAGAACAGUUCAAGUAUUUUGCCUCAACUUUUUACUGGACACAAAUAUGUAUGAUAUCUAAAACAGAAUUUGGUGAACCUUUCACAGCUUUUUAUUAUCCAAGAAACCAAGUUAAUUUUAAAGUAGUAUUAAAAUUUAAGAACGUGCAAGUUCACACUGAACUUUCAACUUGCAAAUUUUCAAGUUUGGUUUAUUUUGUCAUGCACAGAAUAUUGUAAAAGCUAAUUAACUGGUGCAAAAUCCCCAAAUUCUACAAAUUCUUCCCAGUGUGUAAGUGUACAGAUCAAGAAUAUGAAUGGUUUGUUCGGUUACUUCCUUACAUGACCAAUUGUCAAAAUUCUGCUGUUUAACUGAGGCAUGGAAGAUUAAGGAAAUGAAAGUAAGACCAUGUGUCCUGAUUUAAGUAACUAUCUAUUAUCUCUGCUGGAAGCGCAUCUCUUUGGACUUGAGUGCAAGGAAUUUGAUGCUUCUGUAGCCAGAUAACAACUUAAGUUCACCAUGGAUGCCCGCACACAAUCAUUGCACGCUUGGGUGGGUUACUGGAAGAUGACUUGACUAAUUUGAUCAUAACUUAAAAGCUGUUUACUCUUUAGAGUUGAGAAAACAGGGAAGGGAAGUACCAUGAAGUGUACCCUUUCUUUAACAUGUAAUUGGAAAACAUCAACGUGGCAAAAUAUUUACAGUAUAGCUGCUGUUUUGACUAACUUUUUUAAAUAUGCAUGCAGCUGAAUAGAAAUUCAUUUCUAUCUUUCUUGAGCAUCCUCCUGAAAGAAAAUGUGGUUGAACUUUGCAAUAGUCGAGAGCUAUGCGAAUCUUCUCCUUCUCCAUUCUGAAGGAUUGAUUGGGGGAAAAAGUGUUAAUCCAUUUGUAACAAGUCCAGCUUUCGUAUGGAUUGUCAAAUUAUAGAGGUUGUCUUUCAAGCUAUGCAUUACACUAACAGAUGUGAGGUUCUUUGUGGUGAUUUUUUUUUUUAAUUGCAGCCAUUUUACAUAGUGUCCUUAAUUCCAGUAAAUCUGUUUAAUGCACCUCCUGUGUGACAAUUCAUAACCCAGCUAUUUGCUGGCUUUUCUAAUCUGUUUGCCACCUAAAAGAGAGAAGGAAGUUCUGCUUUGUCAUAAUUAUUUUGACAAAAUAGCAAAUGGCAUAUCACUAAAGGGAGAAAAUCUGUAGCUUGAGAUUCCAAAAACAACAAUUAAUAUACCCUAGUGUGUUAAAUCAACCUUUCUAGGACAAGUGGUGAAUUGACCAGUUUCUACACUCCUGGAUUAACAACAUGCAUUGUUUAGCAUUUUGUACCUAUCUUUUUCUCUGAAGGUGUAUUUUUUCCCAUAGCCAAUUCAAGUUGCUCAUUGAGAACCAUUUGUAAAAUUGGAAGCUAGACUCUCAAAUUAAAGCAAUGCAUAGGUUUGACCUGAAGAACAUUUUUUUUGUUUAAAGCUUUCUAAUUGUCUGACUGUCUACAAAUGGCACACUUUUGGAAUGUGCAUUGUACUGUACAUCAGUCAAGCAGAUGAGCUAGGUGAGAGACUUCUUGCACAUCUUAAAGGUAGAGAAGUCUUGAUUAGCAGGAUGAUGAGAAUUGUCCAACAUUAAUUCACUGAAAGCAGUGUAUCUUAUGCCCUAAUUGUUUUACGUUUGUCAGUCAUUUUCCUUAAUCUGUGAAAACUGUUGCAUUGUUCAUUUUAGGUAUUGAUAUUGCUUCUCUAGAAUGCUUACUUCUCAUUAUGCUGUAGGUGUAGCAGUAAUGUUGAAUUCUAUAGUAGUUGUAAAGAUCAUUCCUAAAAGUAGGCACAUAACAUACUUCAUGUAAAAUCUUGAGCUGCUAAGUUGAUAAAAGGGUGGUGUUUGCUGUAUUCAGAGGUUUAUGAUGUAUUUGUACACAUGUAUCCUUGCAACCAAGCAUGUAUUCAUUUCCCAAUUUGAGAAAUGAAGUAUACUUUUUGAAAUCACUGUAACAUACUUGUAAGCUUUAUAAUUCCUUUGUAAAUUAACUGGAGUAUUAUGGUCAAUGUAUUCAACAAGAAACCUAUUAAAAUGCUUGACCAAG